UUCUUUCUAUCCGAUGAAAUCUUUCUUGGAUGUUUAAGGUCUACAUGUUCAUCCCUUCGUCUCUCUGUGUUCUGGCGGCGCUUGCAUUAAAGAUAGCAAGACAGGAGCUGCAUCUACCCGAACUGCAGUUCGCAGGAUCGGUGUUUUUAAUUGUGUUGCUUUUCACUUUAUUUGGGUGCAUGGCGGGGCACUUCUGGAAUAUUAGUGGGCGGCUCCGAAGGUUAUGCACCCGUGUCAGUCGGCUCAAUGAGAAACAGCUGGAGGUAGGUGAGCUCAAGGAGACGCUGGAUGUCCUGGAAGAUACAUUAAAGGAACGCUUUGUAGAGAUCGGAGCCAUGAGAGAAAUGGCAAAAAAUCGUAAUCCCCAGAUUGGCGAACGUGGUCGAGGGAACCUCAAGCUGCAAGGGCAGAUUCGAUUCAUCAAACGACAUGUUUGGGAGAGCAUUGCUUCCAAAAAGAUUGCUCGGACAGAGCUGAAAAACUGUAAGAGUGAGCAUCGUAAGACGAUGGAUGGUGACGACUUCAUAAUAGUACCCAACUACACUGCGGAAGCGGCCCCGUGCCCACUUCGGAAAACCAAUGGAGAAGACAGCGUGUUACCUAUAUUACAAAUGAAUCCACAAGAAUUGUCACUACAACUUCAUGACAAGGCCUUGGAAGGUCAAUACAUGCUUCCAUCUUCUCAGAAAACAAGCAAUUUCUAUGAAGAUUAUGAUUCCUUCUAUGACUCCUAUGAGUUAGGCUCCUGGAUUGGACAAGGGACCUAUGGUCAAGUCUUUGCUGCUACACGCAAGUCAGAUCAUUUACGAGUGGCAAUUAAAUUCAUAAAGAAGGCCCGGAACAUUGGACGCAUGCAACAUGUAAGUACUACUGGUCUGUUUCCAAAAGUAAAUCUCAAAAUUGAUGCAUAUGAUUUUGUAUCCUUCAGAAUUACAGAGUGA
Molecule: messenger RNA, 941 nt
Organism: Erpetoichthys calabaricus (reedfish)
Lineage: Eukaryota; Metazoa; Chordata; Cladistia; Polypteriformes; Polypteridae
Exons: 4
Coding region: 30-941 (303 amino acids)
Biological process (GO): protein phosphorylation
Molecular function (GO): ATP binding; protein kinase activity
Source: RefSeq, a predicted model, not a curated record